GGGUUCCCAUUCCCGAUAAGGGUUCCCAUUCCCGAUAAGGGCUCCCAUUCCCGAUAAGGGCCCCCGAUCCCCGCAGGGGCCCCAGCCGGCUGUGCACACUCAGCACUUUCCAGCAGGGCUAUUUAAAGCCGGCCAAGAGCCCCGUGGCCCUUUCUCUCCCUCUCCCUCCUCCCGGCCCGUCCAGCUGGACUUUCCUCCCGCAGCCAUGAGCUCCGGAGCGGCGGCGGGGCCGAUCUUCAGCGAGGGCGAGGACUGCAGGGCGGCCUGGAGGGCGGCCACGGCGGGCUACGAUGAGCCCGAUGCCCACCUGGAGAUCCUGGGCAAGCCGGUGAUGGAGCGCUGGGAGACCCCCUACAUGCACUCGCUGGCCACCGUGGCUGCAUCCAAGGGCGGCCGCGUGCUCGAGGUGGGGUUUGGGAUGGCCAUCGCCGCCUCCAAGGUGCAGGAAUUCGGCAUCGAGGAGCACUGGAUCAUCGAGUGCAACGAGGGCGUUUUCCGGCGCCUGGAGCAGUGGGCAAAGGCACAGCCACACAAGGUGGUGCCCCUGAAGGGGCUGUGGGAGGACGUGGUGCCAACGCUGCCGGACGGGCACUUCAGCGGUGAGACAUCAACAGCAGGGUGGGCAGGGGCUGGGACCCCACUGCAAAGUGGGGGUGCA
Messenger RNA from Pyrgilauda ruficollis (rufous-necked snowfinch), 658 nucleotides. Its product is annotated as guanidinoacetate N-methyltransferase A-like. The record is from RefSeq and is a predicted model, not a curated record. The transcript is spliced from 3 exons. The annotation marks the transcript as partial. Gene Ontology annotation, molecular function: guanidinoacetate N-methyltransferase activity. Gene Ontology annotation, cellular component: nucleus; cytoplasm. Gene Ontology annotation, biological process: creatine biosynthetic process. Lineage: Eukaryota; Metazoa; Chordata; Aves; Passeriformes; Passeridae.